AUGUCCGGCACUUCGUUGGGCCGGUCUGCCCUCUCACGUCGUGCCCAAGAGUGCGCCAAUUCCCCCGAAUCUCCGCAAUGGCAUGUCUACUCUGACCAGUGGCAUCCUUCCUCUAAUCCAGGCGGGUAUGUCAAUGUCGGCGUUGCGGAGAACAGCCUGAUGCACGCUGAACUGGAAGCUUACAUUCAAACCACUACCCAUGUGCCGCAAACAGCAUUCACCUACGGCGAUGGGCCGCUGGGAUCCAAGCGACUUCGAAAGGCAGUGGCUCGAUUCCUCAACCGACGGCUGCAUCCUGUUCUCCCGUUGGAGAUGGACCAUGUCAUUGUCACGAACGGCGUCUCUCAUGCGAUCGAGCAUACCUCUUGGGCAUUCUCUUUCAUUCCGGACAUCUCGCUAAGGCCCGGUGUCGAGGCUCUCACGGUAUCGUUUGGCUCUGUAGAUCCUAUGAGCGUCGAGGCCGUCGCCAAAUACGAAGACACCAUUCUGGCGGCGGAAGAGCGGGGCAUUCGAGCGAAAGCUCUCAUGUUGUGCUCCCCGCAUAACCCACUCGGGAGAUGUUACUCUCGCGAAGCCCUUCUGGCCUACAUGCGUCUGUGCGAGAAGUACCAGAUUCACUUGGUCAGCGACGAGAUAUAUGCCUUUUCCGCUUGGAAGAAUCGUCACGAUUCAUACCCUCCACCCGUCGAGUUUACGUCUGUCCUGUCCAUCGCACCAGAGGGCAUUAUUAAUCCCCUCCUCGUCCACGUCCUGUGGGGUAUGAGCAAAGGCUUUGGUGCCAACGGUCUCCGUGUUGGAUAUAUUAUCUCGCAAUAUAACGAAGCCUUCCGCGAGGCGCUGCUCGAGGUCGCAAUCUAUUCCUAUGCGACAUCAGUCGCAGAGCAUAUCGCUGCCAAAAUUCUCGAGGACGAUCCUUGGGUGGACAACUAUAUUCAGACCAAUCAAACCCGGCUGGCGGAGUCGUACAGUCUUGUCGUUGAGUUUCUCAACAAGCAUAAUAUCCCGUACACGCCAGGUGCCAAUGCUGCAUUUUUCCUCUGGGUAGAUCUUGGAAAGGCAUAUUUGGAACGACACCCCGAACAGCGGCGAGAUGCCGGUGAAGCGCAGGUUGAUGAUGGUACAAGUGUCAAGAUCAUGCAACUACUCAUGAAGAACAAAGUGUUCCUAGGUGGUGGCGCUGUCUUCGGUGCAGAGACUCCGGGGCUCUUUCGCAUUGUAUUCAGUCAUGCACGUUCGUACAUAGAAGAGGCGCUAAAGAGAAUUACUAAAGCGAUGGGAGAUAUGGAGGUCGAAUAA
This is a messenger RNA of Cladophialophora bantiana CBS 173.52, 1296 nucleotides long. RefSeq lists its product as uncharacterized. Lineage: Eukaryota; Fungi; Ascomycota; Eurotiomycetes; Chaetothyriales; Herpotrichiellaceae. Bases 1 to 1296 code for a protein of 431 amino acids. Gene Ontology annotation, biological process: amino acid metabolic process; biosynthetic process. The record is from RefSeq and is a predicted model, not a curated record. The transcript has 2 exons. Gene Ontology annotation, molecular function: pyridoxal phosphate binding; transaminase activity.